AUGGGGCUCUCGGGACUUCUGUCAAUACUGGUACCGUUCAUCCUCCUGGGGGGUGUCCAGGAACCUGGGCUGGUUGAGGGGUUCUUCAACACGUGUCCCAAAAUCAAAGUACAUUGUGAUACGAACGAAAUAAACCAAUGUCUAAAGAGCAGACAGUGCCCAGAGAAGAUGAAGUGUUGCAACUUUAACUGUGCAAGGAAAUGUUUAAACCUCAAACAAGACAUAUGCAGUUUGCCAAAGGUAGCUGGCCCCUGCCUGGCCUUCUUUCCACGCUGGUGGUAUGAUGAGGAAACUCAGGCAUGCUCCAAAUUCAUCUAUGGUGGUUGCCUAGGGAACAACAACAACUUCCAAUCUGAAUCUAUCUGCAAGACCAUCUGCAAAAAAAAGAAAGGUCGUGGUCUUAAGUAG
Molecule: messenger RNA, 408 nt
Organism: Myotis lucifugus (little brown bat)
Lineage: Eukaryota; Metazoa; Chordata; Mammalia; Chiroptera; Vespertilionidae
Product: WAP four-disulfide core domain protein 6A-like
Exons: 4
Coding region: 1-408 (135 amino acids)
Biological process (GO): negative regulation of peptidase activity
Cellular component (GO): extracellular region
Molecular function (GO): serine-type endopeptidase inhibitor activity
Source: RefSeq, a predicted model, not a curated record